Messenger RNA from Condylura cristata (star-nosed mole), 1836 nucleotides. It is a transcript of the gene UBQLNL, whose product is annotated as ubiquilin-like. The record is from RefSeq and is a predicted model, not a curated record. Gene Ontology annotation, biological process: ubiquitin-dependent protein catabolic process. Lineage: Eukaryota; Metazoa; Chordata; Mammalia; Eulipotyphla; Talpidae. Gene Ontology annotation, cellular component: cytosol. Gene Ontology annotation, molecular function: polyubiquitin modification-dependent protein binding.
AUGCCGCACAUUAUCUCUCGAGCAUCCAGGAGGUCCCACCAUGGGUAUCCUUCAGGUCUGCCUUCAGGCAAUAACAUGCCUUCCAGUAUCAUUCGUGUAAUAGUGAAAAAUGCAGGCCACCAGGAGGACUUUAUUGUAGCUGAUGACACUUCAGUGAGGCAGUUUAAGGAGAAGCUCUCUGCUCACUACAAAUGCCAAAUGGACCAAAUAGUGCUGGUCUUCAUGGGUCGCCUUCUCAAAGACCAUGAUACACUGAGCCAGAGGGGCAUCCUGGAUGGCCACACCAUCCAUUUGGUCAUCAAGUCCAAAAAUGGCCCCAGAUCCAGAAUCCUUCAUUCGCAGAACCUGCCAACCAACGAACCCUGCCUUCAGCACAGAAACACCAAAGGAAAGAGUGGAUUAUGCCCGCCUGCUGGUGUGAGUCAUGCCCCAGGGAAAUCGGCAUACCUUGUGGAGUCUGAAAGGCCCAAGGAGCAUACCCAAGAAGCGGAAGUGGGAGGUACAGAGCAUAUAGCACAGAUGCUGGUGAAUCCUAUCAUUCAGCGGCUUCUGUCCAAUGUGGACCUCAUGAGACAGUUCAUUGCAGAACACCCAGACAUACAACAAUUGAUGCAACAGAACCCGGAGGUCUCAAACAUCCUUGACAAUUCUGAGAUUCUGUGGCAAACUCUGGAAUUGGCCAGAAAUCUUGCCAUAAUUCAAGAGAUAAUGCAAACCCAGCAACCUGCACAGAAUCUCGAGCAGCCUCUGAACCCACAGUCAUGCCUGGGAUUAGAGACGAUCUCAGGUGGGGACAAUGUCUUGGGUCAGAGUUAUGCUGAUUUCAGUGACCAAGUGCUCAACAGUUUGCAUGAUCUCUUUGGUGGCAACCUUUUCACGGCUCUUCUGGAAGGGCAAAUACCAGAAGUUGAUUCCUCACCCCCAUCUCCACCACCUCCUCAGGAACAGUGGAACCAGCUCUCACAGCUUCCUACUACUCGAGUCAUCUAUGCUAGUUCUCACUCUGGUUUAACCUCGAUCAACUCAUCCAACACUACCCCUAACAGGGCAAACCCUACUUCCAGAGUCAAUACUGCCACUAUCUCCACCAAAAUCCAGAGUCAGACAUGUGCCAUUCAGCAGCCCGUUGGGGUACCAGCUUUACCCAGCAUAGAGCUCUCCAAGCAGUCCCAGGAAAAAGACAAACAUGUCACCAUCUCUUCAGAUAGCUUUGACCAGAGCUCAGAGGAGGAUCUCCAGCAAUCGGAUGAACCAAGCAGCUCCCAGAUCACAGGAAACAUGAUGCAGUUGCUUUUGAAUAAUCCCAACCUGGCGGCCCAGAUGAUGUCGUUCAUGAGCUUGUCCCAGCUAAGUGAACAGUGGAGGCAACCACUGCUCACAUUCCUGCAGCAGACACAGCUUUCUGACAUGCUUUUAUCCCUGAUCAACCCCAAAGCAUCACAAGCAUUAUUGCAAAUUGAGCGGAGCCUGCAGACUUUGGCGACAGAAGCUCCUAUCCUUCUACCCUGGGUUGCACCCUAUCUGUGGGGUCUGGGCUGGCUUCCUGCCCCCUGCUGCAGCUACUCUGACACUGUGCCAUCCACCAGCAAUAUGCUAGAUAUGACUGAGUCCAAAGUGUCUGAGUGCUGUCACUCUAGAACAGUCCCUCAGAGGUUGCAAUCCCUAGCUGAUGCCUCCUGACUUCUACAAGUCCCUGAGAUUCAUGACAGCAAGCAGAUGGAAUCUCUACAGGCCUUGGGAUUUGGGAGCCACCAAGUCAGCCUGCAGGUACUGAUGGCCACGGAGGGGUACACCAAUACUGCUAUCCGCAAGCUCAAGCAAUCCCAAGGAUGCUAA